AUGCAGGUGGGAGUGAGCACGCCAACUGGGCACAAGUUGAGCCCCAACCCUGACUACCAUUACAUAGUCACUGUCUACACAGGCUUUCGCAUGGAUGCCGGCACCACUGCACAGGUUUCGCUCACGGUGUUUGGUCUCCAAAAUGAGAGCGAGCCAUUGACCCUACGUGAUGACAGACGGCUGCUUUUUGGAGGAGGCAGCGUGGAUUCUUUCCUCGUGUCCUCUGUGGAGUGGCUCGGACCGCUCACACACAUCCACGUCUGGCACGACAAUGCCGGCUCCAGCCCUGGAUGGUACCUGAAUAAGGUGGUGAUUCAACAUGUGCGCUCAGGAAGGGUGGACUACUUCAUCUGCAACAGGUGGCUUGCUCUGGAUGAAGAUGACGGCAGAAUCGACCGCAUGGUCUUUGUAGCCUCCCCAGAGGAGAUGGCAAAACUGUCCAACCUGAUCAGUGAAAGGGCCACAAAGGACUUUCACGACGGCCACUUAUUCUACUCAUUGGUUGGCCGCCCGGCCCGCAGCCCCUUCACGCGUGCCCAGCGCCUGGCGUGCUGCAUGUCCACCGUUUACUCCGCCAUGCUCGCCAACAUCAUGUUCUUUGGGCAGGGAGACAAAUUCGACCCCCCAGAGCCCAUCCGGAUCAUGGGAGUUGAAAUAGAGCCUCCAAUCUCCCUACCAGAGAUCAUGAUCGCCAUAGAGAGUGCGCUCAUCGUCUUCCCCAUCAAUGCCCUGAUUGUACUGCUCUACAGGAACGCUGCUCCUAAACCAAGCAGCGAACCAGCUAGAAAACUUGCUGACACAAAAGAUGCCAAGCCCCAGGACACUGGAAAGGGAAGAGGAUGCCGUCUGCCUUGGUGGACAGCAACAGUUGCCGGAAUGCUGGCAUUUGCCGUCAGCUUUGUUGCAGCGUUCUUCACGGUCCUGUACACCCUGAGUUUUGGACGUGACAAGGCGGAGGCGUGGUUUACCGCCUUUCUUGCAUCAUUUGUAACAGACAUGAUCCUGAUCCAGCCAGUCAAGGUGCUGGUUGCAGCUGUCGUCCUUGGGCUACUCAUCAGGAAACCAACAACAGAGGACGACCCGCCUCAUACAGAACCUACAGGUGAUGAAGAAUCUGUCCUGGAACAGAAAGACAUGCUUCCUGCUGCUGAAGUGUCUGCCAGAGGCCCCCUCACUGGGGAAGACCUUGCCAGAGAUAGAGCUCAUCGCAUCAGGAGGAAGAUGUGGCGUCGAACGCUCCAGGAGAUCGUGAUUUACGGCACGUUCCUGUCCGUCCUGAUGGUGAUGUCCUACACCGAGAGGAGCAGCUUGGCCUUCCACAUGGACAACUCUGUCAGGAGAGCUCUGCAAGGUGGUGACUCAUUCUCAAAGAUAUCAGAUCCUGCGUCCUACUGGACGUGGCUGGAGCAGGACGUCCUGCCUGCUGUCCACUGUCCAGCCUGGUACAACGGGAGGUCAUGUGAGGACAGCCUGACUCUACCCGAGCACCUCACCCACGCCAUCUCCCCCUUACAACUACGACAAGUCCGCACCAGCCAAGAGCAAGACUGCACCAUUCCUGAUGCCAUGACUCACGUCGUGGCCAGUUGUCUGGAUGAGUACUCCACAGGUGACAUGGACACAGGCAGCUACAGCGGCAGCUGGGGAGUGGCAACUAACAACACUGAUCAUGACAACAGCACUGCCCCGUCCCCAUGGGACUACACAUAUGGGGAUAUCAAUAAUGGUUUCUUGUAUGUUGAGGAGCAUGGCAUGUACUCCGGAGGGGGUUACACAGCAGCCCUCAGCAAGACACUCAACGCCAGCCUUCAGACCCUCGCACAUCUUCGCUCUGACAACUGGCUGGACAACCGGACCCGAGCCGUCUUCAUGGAGACAGUUCUGUACAACCCACACGCCAACCUCAUUGCUGUGGUAACCAUGACAACAGAGUUCAGCACCACCGGGCACGUCUCCAUGGCAACCGAGCUGGUGAUCUUCAGGAUCCACCACGAUGGGCAGGUCCUGCUGCUGGUUCUACGGAUGGUCCUGAUGAUCCUCCUGCUCUUCAGCCUGGUCAGGGAAGUCCUGAGGUUCAACGCAUACAUGAUUGCCUACCUGACAGACCCCUGGAGCUGGCUGGAGAUACUCACCAUCACCACAGGCAUGGCCACCAUGGGGCUGUACUUCCGCGCCCAGGGCACGACAGACGAGGUCUCCGGACAGGAGGGCCGAGCCGCGUUCCAACUGUACCGAACCGCCGCCAUGUGGUACCAGGUGUACACGUACCUGCUGGGCACGCUCACCUGCUGCACCCUGGUGAAGUUCAUCCGCCUUCUCAAGUUCAACAAGCACGUCAACGCGCUGCUGUACACCAUGAAGAAGACGGCAAGGCCUCUCAUCAGCUUCUUCGUCAUGUCAGGCAUCGUCUUCACGGCAUUCGCACUAGCAGCUAACCUCAUCUUCGGCAUCACAGUACCGGGGUACAGCAGCAUGCUGGGCACGUACAUGAGCCUGUUCAACAUGAUGCUGGGAUCGUUUCCGUUUGCCGUUUUAAAAGAGAGCUCGCCAAUCUGGGGCCCUGCAAUUUUCCUGUCCUUCCAGUGCACCAUACAGUUCAUCCUCCUGUCCAUGUUCAUGACCAUCAUCAUGGAUGUGUACAUGGCAGUGAAGGGCAACGACCCCGAGGAUGUAGGAAUGAUGGGGUUCCUGUUGGAGGAGGUGCGUGGGGUCGCACACAAGAUCAAGGUCACCGCAAACAGGUCUGAAACACAGCCGCCAGCAGCUAGGGAACGCAGCCGCCAUCAGUUCACUCAGCUGGACCAGAUGCACGAGCUGUUAGAGGAGCUGGAAAGAAAGGAGAAAAGUAGAGAAAAGGAACUUAAAGAAGAGAAACGUAGAGAGGAGAGAAAUAGAGAAGAGAGGAACAGAAUGGUCCGGUACUCUGAGAGCCCUAACUUGUGGUUUGUGUGAAAUAAAUCAUUGGUCCAGAAACCUCUUAGCAUUUAAGUCACAAAUUCUUCAUGUUUCAGCUGACAAUGCUUUGGAGAUGAACAAAACAAUUGCGCAAAAGUAUCAUAACCACAUAUGACAAAUGUGUCAGGAAACUAAAGAUGACAGAUAACAAGGCUUAUAUAACAAAUAUACUGAUAUGACAAAUGUAUCAUAACCAGAUAUUACAAAUGUAUCAUAACCAGUUCUGACAAAUGUAUCAUAACCAGAUAUGACAAAUGUAUCAUAACCAGUUCUGACAAAUGUAUUAUAACCAGUUCUGACAAAUGUAUCACUACCAGAUAUGACAAAUGUAUCAUAACCAGACUGAUAUGGCAAAUAUACUGGUAUGACAAAUGUAUUAUAACCAGAUACAUGUAUGACAAAUCUAUCAUAACCAGAUUUGAGAAAUGUAUCAUAACCAGAUAUGACAAAUGUAUCAUAACCAGAUUUGACAAAUGUAUCAUAA
Molecule: messenger RNA, 3439 nt
Organism: Branchiostoma floridae (Florida lancelet)
Lineage: Eukaryota; Metazoa; Chordata; Leptocardii; Amphioxiformes; Branchiostomatidae
Product: polycystic kidney disease protein 1-like 2
Exons: 15
Coding region: 1-2952 (983 amino acids)
Biological process (GO): detection of mechanical stimulus
Cellular component (GO): membrane
Molecular function (GO): calcium ion binding; protein binding; calcium channel activity
Source: RefSeq, a predicted model, not a curated record